AUGCCAAGAUAUCGCAAAGCUAAUGUCUUGUGGUGGGACAGUUCUUCAAUGUACAUCCGCUGUCCCCAUUGCAACGACAUCCAUCGGCAUACCUUUAUUGGGGAUUAUCAAGAUGAACAGUACCGCGUACCGCACUGUGGACAUCGCGAAGAUUACAGGAUUUGCUUCCCACGCAAUGGUCAAUAUGAGAUCGACAAGAUCAGGGGUUUCUAUGUCCGGGCGGGAGUCGAUCCGACCGAAUAUUCCGCGAGAUUCGAUCCCGCUGAGACGGUGGAUGUAAGCCACAAACGCAAAUGGUACGAAGCAAAAGAAGAAGUCGAGAUGGACGAAUAUCAUCGCCAUAAACUUCAGCAACUCUUCUGCAGUCUUAACCUGGGACCUAUUCAAGAAGUUGAGCACGUCAACAGACUUCAAUCUGCGGUAUCAGACAUGAUUGGGGGCAGGGUUGAAGCCGUACGGUCCUACCUCGAGACUUCGCGCGAGAAGGACAUCUUUCUUCAUGGCGUGAAGGCUUCACAAGAUUGCCAGUACGAUAUUGACGAGUGGGAUGCAUACCAAGACCUCCUCAAGAGCGGCCAAGCUGGGGACCUGGAGCCGCCUGAGAAGAGGAUUGUUGAGACGUCGACAUCUGGUGUUACGGCUCUGCACAUGGCUGCCUGUGAGAAGUACCCAGAGAUGGUGAAGCUGCUACUUGACUAUGGUGCCGAUCCGAACGCAAGGACGGUGAAUGGAAGGACCCCAUUGAUGGAAGCGGCUCUUUGGGGACGUUUGGAUAAUGUCAAACAUCUUCUAGAUCAUGGCGCUGACAAGUCUGUGCAAUGCGUGCAAAAGGGAGUGAAGCAUCGAGCCAUUGAUUUCGCCAGGUACAACAAGGACAAUCAUAAGGAGCGAUACGACCGGUCCGGUGGGAAGCAUCAAGUCUAUAAGGAAGUCACGUACGAAAGAGACGAAGAACGUGAGGCUAUCGUCCGGGAGCUGAGUGACGAAGCUGCAGAUGAUGACGAUUAUGGCCAGGCUUCCGUCUUGCGCCUUCAGGGGUUUGCUUCUACUACAGUGAUUGAUGGAGGGGCUAUCAUCUCUAUGCUUGCCAACUUUGAUGUUCCUCGCAAGAACAAGACGAUAGGUAUCCUCUUCCGGAGUGAUUCGAACGACACAUCGGCUUUUCCACCCACUGCUGCCAUGAGUGGAUGGUCGCACGAGCCGAAUUCGGAUCUCAAUGUGCAGAUAGCGGGUAGGGAAUGGAUAAAUGAGGUGUUUUACCUAUGCCAGAUUACUGGACAUCGGCUGCCUGAACGCAUGAAGCCUGAUCAAGGCAGACCUGGGCAGUUUUAUGCUUGCCACGCAGAGAAGCAGUUGAUUGCGUACCUGGUAAGCAGGCAUGUGUUUCUUCCGCAUGAUAUCGAAGAAGAGGACUUUGGGCUCGCGAAUCUAAGCCUGAAUGAAUUUCAAGACGACCAGAGCCCUCGGCAAAGGGUUAGGGAGCUUAAGAAUAUUGAGCCUCCACAGAGACUUAAAAAUGCCGUGAUCUUCGUGACUCGUGCGGUGUGCGACGACUGCCGUGUCUUUGCUAAACGUAUCAAUGAGACAUUGGGGCUGAAUAUAGAGCUCGUUCUUUCGCAGCUAGCAGCUGUUAGCCUCGUUUUUGUGCUACAGCUUUGCUCUUCAGACGCUGCCGGCCAGCCCGACGAGUGCCGCCGCAGCGCUGUUGGCAGUGGCAGCUCUUCAGGUCUCUGCGACUUGCUAGUUCGCAGCAGCUACAGAGGCUGGCUGACGCCCCUCUCCGGACCCGCCGGCGUCCAGAAGCGGCAUCAGCUUCUCCAGGUCUUGGUCGUGCUGCUUGCAUGUCGUAUGGAUGGAGUGCCGCCGUGCAUGUACUGGGGAGGUCGUGGUACUGCAGAGUACAGUGCAGACACUGUAGCAGUGGCAUCAGAAGUUAGCAACAGAAGCAAGGAGCAGAAGCAGCAGUAG
Molecule: messenger RNA, 1968 nt
Organism: Trichoderma asperellum CBS 433.97
Lineage: Eukaryota; Fungi; Ascomycota; Sordariomycetes; Hypocreales; Hypocreaceae
Source: RefSeq, a predicted model, not a curated record